AUGGCCUCCGCCGAGCACUGUCUCCUAUGCUUUGAGGCCCUCGAGGCCCACCUCGAAGACCGCAAGUGCCUCUCCUGGGACGCCAUUCAAGCCUCGUGGGCCUCCUACUCCAGCCCCAUAACGGGCCUCACCACGCUCAAGGACCCCGCCUUGCGCCGAGUCGCCGAUGCCUCUCCCUCGUCGGCUUCGUCGGCUUCCUCGUCGGCUUUCUCGUCGUCGUCGGCAUCGCCCGCCCUGGCUUCCACGCCCGCAACGUCCACCUCGUCUCUGCCCCUGGGCCCGACCGCCGCGCCGCUCUUUGUCACGUGGAACACCGUCGAGGACGGCGACACGGCUCUGCGCGGUUGCAUCGGCACCUUCGAGGCCCAGCCGCUGUCCAAGGGCAUUCCCGACUACGCCAUCACCUCGGCCGUGCAUGACUCGCGCUUCCCGCCCAUCACAAAGGCCGAGCUGCCGCAACUGCAGGCUGCCGUCACCCUGCUGACCGACUUUGAGGAGGUCGACGAUGCCCACGACUGGGAGAUUGGCCUGCACGGCAUCCGCCUCUCCUUUAGCGACCGCGGCCGGCGCUACGGCUCGACGUACCUGCCCGACGUGGCUUCGGAGCAGGGCUGGACCAAGGACGAGGCUCUCUUCAGCCUCAUCCGCAAGGCGGGCUGGGUUGGCUCUCGAGGCCGCUGGAUGGACCUUGACCUCAGGGUGACGCGCUACCAGGGCAAGAAGUGCAGCAUGGACUACCCGGAAUACAAGCAAUGGAAGGACUGGAUGAAGGCGAGCAAGCAGUGA
Messenger RNA from Hirsutella rhossiliensis, 786 nucleotides. RefSeq names its product AMMECR1 domain-containing protein. The transcript has a single exon. Lineage: Eukaryota; Fungi; Ascomycota; Sordariomycetes; Hypocreales; Ophiocordycipitaceae. Bases 1 to 786 code for a protein of 261 amino acids. The record is from RefSeq and is a predicted model, not a curated record.